This is a messenger RNA of Daphnia pulex (common water flea), 354 nucleotides long. The record is from the annotation of a RefSeq genome assembly. NCBI's taxonomy places the organism in Eukaryota, Metazoa, Arthropoda, Branchiopoda, Diplostraca, Daphniidae.
AUUUUUCAGCUAAUAAUUUUUACCCCCCUAAUUUUGACAAUUAGAUCUGUGGUCUUGGUCCUUUCUCUAGCUCUCAGAAAAAAAAGUAAAAUAAAUCGAGAGAAGUCUUCGCCUUUUGAAUGUGGGUUUGACGCAAAUUCUAACCAGCGCCUUCCUUUCUCGCUCCGUUUUUUCUUAGUAACAAUUAUCUUUUUAAUCUUUGAUGUCGAGAUUGUUAUCCUGUUCCCUGCUAUUCAAAGCAUUUUUACCUCACAAGAAUUUUACUGAAAUUUUAUUUUUAUUUCUUUUCUAAUUAUUUUGUUGGGGGGACUUUUUCAUGAAUGAAAACAAGGAAGUCUUAACUGAGCUAUCUAG